AUGGUAGAUAGCCCUUGUUCUGCAUUAACUCGUUUUUCUUUUACAGCAUCAUCACAACAGCCGCCAGGAUUCAACCUGCCCGCGAUCGUCCACGUUGACCGCAACUGGUUCGUAAGGUCGAACGCUCGCAAGGGGUUCCCUGUAACCACAGCGUACACGACGAGCGACGAGCCUGUCACCUACGGGCUGGAGACCAAUGGCCCCCCAGCGCCGUUUGUCAUUGACCCCCAGACAGGAGUCGUUACUGUUAAUGACACGCUUACUGAUAAGGAAAACCGUUCUUACUCGUUAUGGGUCACGACUGUCGGCGGAUCGAUACCCCAACGCACAGAAGUCUACGCGACCAUAACCGACACAAAAGGGAGAAGACCAGAAAUACCUCGUCCUCCAGUGCAGGGAUACUUCAACACCUACGAUCCUAUGCGGCUACAACCAAAAGAUAUUCCACCUCUAUUAACAACCAAAGCAACUACUGUGUAUGAAGAAAUUACUGUACCUGAAACGACAGUUGGCACAACACUUAGCCCUCCGAAGCCACCUGAAGAUAACCCUGAGAUUGAGAAUAAGGUCGCUGGAGAUGACACCAAUAAGAGUAGUGAGGCGAAAGAGGAGUCUAUUAAGAAUGGUGAUGUGUCGCUCACGAUGAUCCCACUGGUCGCGAUCGGGAGCCUUGUUGUCAUUGUUAUUGUCGUCAUAAUUUAUGUAUGGAAGAAGAACUAUCCGCGCAAAUCGGAAAAGAAGGAUAAGGAUGACAUGAGUAAGGAUUCGAGUGGCAUCGUCCUCCAAGACGCCUCACUCAACAUGUGGGAGCGGCCCCGGGCCAACUCCAAUCGUUACGAAUGCUGGGACAACAACCACUUGCAGCUGUCCGAAGAGACUUCGAUCACGAAAGAAGAGCCGCAGGAUGAGUGGGAGUUCCCCAGGCAUCGGCUGAGGAUAUUCAACAUAGUCGGAGAAGGUGCCUUCGGCCAAGUGUGGCGCGCACAAGCCAUCGAUAUUGAUGGUAAAAAAGGCGAACAAACAGUGGCUGUGAAAACGCUCAAAGAAAACGCAUCGGAGAAAGAGAAAACAGAUUUAAUACAAGAGCUACUUGUGAUGAAGAACUUAGGAUCACAUCCCAACGUGGUUAGACUUAUAGGAUGCUGUACUGACAAAGAACCAACGCUAGUUAUAAUGGAAUUCGUCAGUCUCGGCAAACUGCAGCAGUUCUUACGAGAUUCCAGAGCUGAGCGUCAUUACGGCAACACGCAUGGGGGUAGUCAGUUCCUCACCUCAAGAGACCUGACACACUUCGCUUACCAAGUCGCUAGGGGCAUGGACUUCCUCAGUUCCAAAGGGACAUCAUUGUGGUAUUUAAUAUACAAAACCACACAUCACGCCAUCAUCUUCGAUGGAAAAGUGGAGGAGCAACAACAGGACCCGCUUUCCACCAUGUCUGUUCCGUCCUAUGACGUGAUAGAGGUGAGCCGAUCGUCACAUUGA
Molecule: messenger RNA, 1482 nt
Organism: Manduca sexta (tobacco hornworm)
Lineage: Eukaryota; Metazoa; Arthropoda; Insecta; Lepidoptera; Sphingidae
Product: tyrosine kinase receptor Cad96Ca-like
Exons: 8
Coding region: 1-1482 (493 amino acids)
Biological process (GO): homophilic cell-cell adhesion; multicellular organism development; positive regulation of kinase activity
Cellular component (GO): membrane; signaling receptor complex
Molecular function (GO): ATP binding; transmembrane receptor protein tyrosine kinase activity; calcium ion binding
Source: RefSeq, a predicted model, not a curated record